AUGGUACUGUCGACCAAUCGACCCACCACACCAACCGGCCCCAAAACAUCCGACAGGCUGGUCUGGCUGAUCCUGCUGCCGUUCACCCUGUGGCCCGUGUACUACUGGAUGAGCAUCCCCUUGUCGGGCCUCUUUGCAUUCCUGAUGUUUGGGAUCGACGAGAUCGGCGUGCAGAUCGAGGAGCCCUUCGGAAUCCUGCCCCUCGAGGCCAUCACAAACACAAUCGAGCUGAACAUCCGGGAGCUGCUCGCCCACAGCUUCGAAGCCACAGCGUUGGCCACCCAGCCGCGCCGCGCCCACGGCGCCCCCUCUGCACAUGCAUUCGGCAGCACAACAGGCGGCAUCGACGAGGAUCAGGAGGUGGCUGCUGUGGCAGCAACAGGCGCGGCAGCAGCAGCGGGUGGCGCGGCAGCCUGCGACCACGGGACCGAGGUGACAGCUGAAGUGUGCGUGGAGGGCGGAGGGCGCCGCAAGUCCGAGGCGGCCGCAGGAGGUGUAGCAGGCGGCAGCCGGCGGAGCGUCGCGCUGCUGACAUCGGCGAGCAACGAGGCACAGGAGCUGGUGGCAGCAGCCCUGCAGCUGCAGUCUGCAAAGAGCGGCGCUUGCGGCGGCCUGGCAUCUGGCGGGAGCGGCGGCCUGCGGGGCGGCAGCGGAGGCGGUGGCAGCGUCGGUCGCCGCCCGAUUCGUGUCGCGUCGAAAACAGAGGUGGAGAUAGCUUCCGGCGGUCAGCCCAUAUCGGCAGCCACAACUUCGCCUCAGCACAGCCUGACCAGCGGCGGGCUUGCCACUUGGCUGCACGACUGA
Molecule: messenger RNA, 804 nt
Organism: Monoraphidium neglectum
Lineage: Eukaryota; Viridiplantae; Chlorophyta; Chlorophyceae; Sphaeropleales; Selenastraceae
Exons: 2
Coding region: 1-804 (267 amino acids)
Molecular function (GO): chloride channel activity
Source: RefSeq, a predicted model, not a curated record